Messenger RNA from Oncorhynchus kisutch (coho salmon), 1114 nucleotides. RefSeq names its product tumor necrosis factor receptor superfamily, member 11b (gene tnfrsf11b). Bases 129 to 1031 code for a protein of 300 amino acids. The record is from RefSeq and is a predicted model, not a curated record. The transcript has 4 exons. Gene Ontology annotation, molecular function: protein binding. Lineage: Eukaryota; Metazoa; Chordata; Actinopteri; Salmoniformes; Salmonidae.
AAAAUCAACCGCAGUGACGCCCACGCUCAAUGCGCUUGAAGGCGCGCGCUUAAAUAGCCGGACUCGUUUCUGGACCAAAGAAAGAAAGCAUCCUUUUGAAUCCAAGGAGAACUGCAUUAGCCUACACAAUGAUGCUCCUUUUUACGGUGAUUCUAGUCAGUGCUGAUGCCAGUAUGGCACUUCACGCCCAAACUUUCAAAAAAGAUGAUCCGUACUCCGGUCGUUCGUUAGUGUGUGAUCGCUGUCCACCUGGAACGUACCUCCGUGCGCCCUGCAGUGCCACCCGAAAGAGCGACUGUGCGAAAUGUCCCAAAGGGGCAUACACAGAAUUUUGGAACCACAUCUCCAUGUGCCUGCGCUGCAGCAUGUGCGCUGAGAACCAAGUCGUCAAGCAGGAGUGUUCUCCAUCCAACAACUGCAAGUGCGAGUGCAAGGAGGGUUACUACUUCAACAAGAGAUACGAAGCAUGCAUCAAACAUAAAGAAUGCCCCCCUGGGUAUGGAGCGAAUGCUACAGGUACACCCCAACAAGAUACAGAAUGUGUGCAGUGUCAACCCAGAUUCUACUCUAACGUUUCCUCGGCAAAAGCAAUCUGUGUUGCCCACUCAAACUGCGAAGCUGGUGGACUGCGCGUGGUGCUGAAGGGCAGAGGCUGGCACGAUACACUGUGUGCAUCAUGUGAUGACCUCAAAACUCAUGAUGGAGCUGAAUAUCUACAGGAAAUCCUUCCUGCGUUCUUCAUUCAACUUCACCAGAAGAUGGGCAUUCAGAGAAUACGUCGGUUAGCGAUGAGGCUGCCGCAAGAGGGAGGCAAGAAACCGCUCCGAGGAACAGUCAUGAAACUUUCUAGGAGGGGUCUUAACGACUUUAUGAACAGUUGGGACCAAGGUGCAGGGAAAGACCAAGUUAGGAAACUUCCGGAGAUGUUGAGGAAGACAGGGGCCCGCAAUGCAGCAGACAAACUAGAGCUUAAACUGAAAUAUAUAGACCAACAAUUCAAACUCUGUGAAGGGUUAGUUGAAGUAGCCUAAAAUGGGUUAAAGUAGCCUCUCAUCCCCAUCUUCUUAAUAACAUAUCUUGACAGCAAAAAGUAAUUCAGUUCAACAGUUGUCCA